Molecule: messenger RNA, 792 nt
Organism: Arabis nemorensis
Lineage: Eukaryota; Viridiplantae; Streptophyta; Magnoliopsida; Brassicales; Brassicaceae
Source: the annotation of a GenBank genome assembly
AUGGCAAAAGCCGUCGAGUCGGAUCCGGGUUCUGGGGGAUCCGAUGUACCACGACUGAGUCUUGACUCGAUCAGGGAAUCGUUGAUUAGGCAAGAAGACACUAUCGUCUUUAGCUUGAUCGAGAGAGCUAAGUUUCCGCUCAAUUCACCUGCAUUCGAAGAAUCUCGUUGUCUAGAUUCUGGAAAUUCCUCUUCUCUGACCGAAUUUUUCGUCAGAGAGAUUGAAAUUCUUCAAGCUAAGGUAGGAAGAUACGAAAACCCGGAAGAGAAUCCUUUCUUCCUUGAGAACAUACCUCACUCGGUUUUUCCUACGCACAAAUAUCCACCGAUUCUGCACACUAAGGCUGUAUCCGUUAACAUAAACAAACGCAUUUGGGAUGUUUACUUUAAAGAAUUGCUUCCUUUGUUGGUUAAACCUGGUGAUGACGGCGACUAUCCAUCAACUGCCGCUAGUGAUCUCGCGUGUUUACAAGCUCUUUCGAGAAGGAUUCACUACGGUAAAUUUGUUGCUGAGGUCAAGUUCAGAGAUGCUCCACAAGAUUACGAGCCUGCCAUUCGAGCUCAGGAUAAAGAGGCUUUGAUGAAGCUAUUGACGUUUGAGAAAGUAGAAGAAAUGGUUAAGAGGAGAGUGCAGAAGAAAGCAGAAACGUUUGGACAAGAAGUAAAGUGUGUCUCUGGUGAUGAGAAGAAUUACAAAGUGGAUCCAUUGCUUGUCUCUCGCAUCUAUGGAGAAUGGCUUAUCCCUCUCACCAAGGUCGUCGAGGUCGAGUAUCUUCUACGUCGUCUCGAUUGA